AUGAGCGUUGGCUCGAGACCCAUCGACUACAGCAAGCCUUUCGAGCUGGGCCGAGCUUGCGGGAUGAAGUCAGAUGGUUGGGCUGCCAAGUGCCUCGCCGGCGCUGGCGUUGGCCUUUUGGCCGUGGCAGGCGUUCGUGCAUACCUCAGGCGGAGGCCCAAGGGCUACCGUCGCCCCACGUGGCGUGCACUGCCGGAGGGCGAUCUCUUGCAGCAAGGCUUCAAGCUGAGCCGCGUCCCGGAGGAUUUGGAUUUCAUCGUCAUUGGAAGUGGCAUGGGCGGCCUGUGGCUCUCUGCUGCGCUCACAAAGUGUGGCUACAAAGUCUUGGUCCUGGAGCAGCACUACAUCGCAGGGGGCUGCUGUCACGCCUUUAGCCAGAAUGGUGUGGAGUUCACGCCAGGUAUUCACUAUAUCGGCGACAUCGACAUGGCCAAAGGAUUGUUGGGAGCCGUUGGUGAUCCCAAAUUCCAGGCCGAUUGGCACCAGCUGGGAGCUUCUGACGAUGGCGGUCUCUACGACAAGGCUUUGUUUGGCGAUCGGGAGCCCAUCUUUUUGCGGCAGGGUCGUGACGCGUGGUAUGCUGAGAUGUGCAAGCACAUGCCUGGGAAGGAGAAGCUGCUGAAAGGGUGGCUGGCUGCACUGGACGAGGCGAGGAAGGCCUACAUGCCCUUAUUCUUUGCCAAAGCGUGGCAGCCCUGGACGCAGUGGUUCUGGCUUCGGCUCUGCUGCCGUGCUGGCUUGAAGUGGGCGGGCAAGACCGUGCACGAGGUCAUCCAAGAACUGGGCGGAGAUGAAGUGGACGAAGCGCUCUUGACGUUUCAAUGCAUGGACCAUGGCGAGACACCCAGGACUGCCUCCUUCCCGGUGCAUGCCAUGAUUGUGUCUCACUAUAUGAAUGGCGCCUGGUUCCCCAAGGGCGGUCCAUUGUCUUUGGCCCGGACCUUGACCUCCACCAUCUUCAAGGGUGGUGGUGCUGUGUUGGUGCGCGCGCCGGUGCAACAGAUUCAGGUGACCAACGGCCGCGCCACUGGCGUCCAGAUGAAGAAAAAAGAUGUCGUGCUGAAUUGUCGCAAGGGUGUGGUUUCAGCUGCCGGAUUGGAUGCGACCAUUCAUCGACUGCUAAGUCCUGAGGACGUCGACCAGUACUUGAGUGAAGAGCGCGACUUCAUGCACUCCUUGGGACAAGGGACCUCGUGCCUCUCAGCUUUUGUCACCGUGAAAGGCAAUGCCAAGGAGUUGGGGCUUUCAGAUCACAACGUGUGGUUCUUCCCCAAACCUCCCAGCGUGGGCUACUCGCUGGACGAGAUCACGGCCGAGAGUCGCGCCAAUGCGGCGAAGAUGAAUAGCACCGAAGGCAACUUCUUUUGCUUCAUUGGUGCGGGAUCUCUCAAGGAUCCCGAAUGCAUGGAACAGCACCCCGACACAAUCGCUUUGGAGAUGAUCACCGACGCAGAGGCCGAGCCGUUCUUAGCCUUGAGCGAUGUGGAGAGCCAUCGGCGUACGGCAGAAUACAAGGGACACAAGAAGCAGCUGGAGGAGCGCUUCCGUCAGAUCCUGCUGGCAGUGUAUCCCAAGCUGGAGCAUCAUAUCAUCAACAUCGACGUCUCCACACCUUUGUCCGUGGACUUCUAUCUCAAGCGCACCGCCAUCUACGGCCUCCCGCACACGCCACAGAGGAUCACCAGCCCACUGCCUCGGGUGGUGACGAAGAUCCAGAAUCUCUACCUCAGCG
Durusdinium trenchii is the source of this 1732-nucleotide messenger RNA. Lineage: Eukaryota; Dinophyceae; Suessiales; Symbiodiniaceae. The record is from the annotation of a GenBank genome assembly.